Molecule: messenger RNA, 1052 nt
Organism: Amoebophrya sp. A25
Lineage: Eukaryota; Dinophyceae; Syndiniales; Amoebophryaceae
Source: the annotation of a GenBank genome assembly
AGGUCUGCACUUGUGUGCAGGUUUAGGCUAGGGCACGCGCUGCAACUUCGGCGCAUGUACUGCAACAAAAACGACAUGCAUUAUUAUGAAGACAUUGAUGAUGAACUCAACUGCUAAGGCAUGAAGUGCUUAUUUCUCAUGUCCUGACGUUGUAGCUGUUGAUGAGCCGACAUCUGGAGGCCACAUCGGCCCUGAUAUGUGCACCUUCUAGAUCUCAGUUAUGCCCCUGUUUUACCCUCAUCCGGACUCGAUGAAGAGACCGGGAUGCCAAGUGGUUCGAGGACGAGGCGUGCGGCUGCUAGUGCGUGCUGCACGAUGGUUUUGGCUUGCGCCAUCAUCGAGAUCAUCAUCCACACCUUCGCCUACGUCUCCAACCUGCUCAUUUUCAAGACAGUCACUUCACUGCCGAAAAUGACGAAAGGCGGUCCAGCACGAACUGUCGGACCAGAUUAUCUAGAGCUUAUGCGUUUUGGGUAUAAAGCGCCGUUUUUCACAACUUUGUGCAGGCUAGUGUAGCAUGUCUGGCAGUAACAGUGUUUCUAGUAGCGUUUCCGGUUAAACUUUGUGCAAAGCCGAAGUCACGAGCUAGUCAGGGGAGUCCGGGGGCAGGUUCGGAUAGCGACAACAGAACGUUUGAAACGUUUGCACCAGUUGCGUCACAGCGCCCACGAUGUCUUAUCUUCGGAGUGCCCUUGCUGGUUCUCUCCGUAUUUGUUCUAUUCAACUUGCUGAACGGGUUCACUUAUUUGAGCUCGUUGAUGUAUUUGCCAGCCUCAAUAGCCGCAGCUAUCCAAAUGACGUGACCAGCAGUGAACUUGGUACUGAUUGCAUUGUUUCAACCAAAGAUGUGCUACAUCUGUGGGCGUGGCUGUCAGUGAUUCCCAUCAUUGCUGGUGGAGUCAUGGUAGCGACAUAAGACCCGGCGUUUUUUCGGGAGGAUACGAUGAUCCCGAGGCGAAGCAUACAGGAGUUGACUACGAGUAGUAUAGCCUUUGCGACUGUCGCUUUACUAACGAGAGCUUUGCGGAUUUUUGCUAUUAAUUUAGUCGCUG